AUGUCUUCAAGAUAUAUGAUCGUCUUACUCUUCGCUGUUUUAUUGUCAAUCAACAUCAAUAAUAUGAAGGCUUAUCAAUUAGAUAAUGAUCAAGUACCAAUGAAUGAUCUUCAUGAAAGUAUUGAACAUACAGGUCCACAUAUCAUUCGACAACUACAAGAUUUACUCGCGUCAAUAGAAGUUGCAGAUGAUGGAAGUAAUAUGAAGGAUUACUCUCCCUUUGAUCAUAUAAUUAAUACUCGAGUAGCAGUAAGUCGUCGUCCUGGACUCAUUCGUUUAAAAAAAAAGUGA
Rotaria sp. Silwood1 is the source of this 291-nucleotide messenger RNA. The record is from the annotation of a GenBank genome assembly. Lineage: Eukaryota; Metazoa; Rotifera; Eurotatoria; Philodinida; Philodinidae.